GGCUGGCUGAAGCUCGAUUCAUUCGCGUCUUUGUUCACCAGCAGAUCAGACGCUUGCUCGCCGGGCGCUGGUUUAAUCCAUCAUGGCACCCCAGAAACGUUGUGCACAAGAAGCCGACUCUCUCCUAGGAGGGGUUAAAGCAGUUAUUGUGGAUAUUGAGGGGACAACAACUCCAAUUUCAUUUGUGAAGGACACAUUAUUCCCCUAUAUCACAGACAAUCUGGACACUUACCUCAAGAAACAUUAUGACGACACAGAGACACAGAAAGACAUUACAGCAUUACGAACCCUGGCUGCCAAAGACAAAUCCGACUCUGUGGAUGGUGUAGUUGAGAUUCCUGAUGGCAGCUCAGACAAGGAAGAUAUCCUGAAGGCAGUUUCGGAGAAUGUGAGGUGGCAGAUGAGCAAGGACAGAAAGUCCACAGAGCUGAAACAGCUCCAGGGUCACAUGUGGCAGGAGGGCUACCAGAGCGGCGCCUUCAAGGGAGAGGUGUUUGAUGAUGUGCCAGCAGUUAUACAGCAGCUGUCGGAGGAGGGCAUCAAGCUAUAUGUCUACUCGUCUGGCAGUGUGGAGGCACAGAAGCUACUGUUUGCCAACACAUCAGAGGGAGAUUUAGUAGAAUUGUUCACAGAUUUCUUCGACACAACAAUAGGCAGCAAAACAGCGAGCAGCAGCUACAAGACGUUAGUGACGAAAGUUGGGUGUGAAAAUGAUGAAAUUCUCUUCCUCACAGAUACCCCAGAGGAGGCCAAGGCAGCAAAUCAGGCAGGAAUGAGAAGCACUCUGGUCAUCCGGCCUGGCAAUCAGGAUCUCACAGAGGAACACCUACAGAACUUCAGUUGUAUUGAAAAGUUUGAUGAAUUGUAUGGUGAUGAAGAUUAUGAUGAAGAAGACCUAAAGAGGUUUGAGGGGGAUGACAACGGGGAGGCUGAGGACGACGAGGAGGACCCUGAUGAAGAUGAAGAUGAUGACGAGGUGGAAGAGGAAAACCCAGAGGAAGAAGAUGAUGCAUAAAUAAUGCUGCCAUCCCCACAAACCAUCUCACAGCCUCUGUCAUAUCAUCCCUACUCUACGUGUUCAUAUUGUCAUACUAGGUGCUUUUUUAGACUGAUUUCUCAUUGGAUUUCAUUUUACAUAUAUAUUUACAUAUAAAUAGUUUUCAUCUGGGCGGAGCCUGGAGACCAUUACCAGUGUUUCGGACUGCUGUUGUCUUGAUAUUACUACCAUAUUUAUGUGUAUGAUGCCCAGGAAUACCACUGCUGUACAGAACAUGCGGGUAGAAGUCUGAGAAGCAGACGAUUGGGCAGGCUGCAAGCGGCAGUCGGGAACCACAUUUUCUUGAGGAAUAAAAGUAGUUUCCUAAACA
Messenger RNA from Haliotis rufescens (red abalone), 1367 nucleotides. RefSeq names its product enolase-phosphatase E1-like. NCBI's taxonomy places the organism in Eukaryota, Metazoa, Mollusca, Gastropoda, Lepetellida, Haliotidae. Gene Ontology annotation, molecular function: magnesium ion binding; acireductone synthase activity. The transcript is spliced from 6 exons. The record is from RefSeq and is a predicted model, not a curated record. The coding region runs from base 83 to 1015 and encodes 310 amino acids.